This is a messenger RNA of Ipomoea triloba (trilobed morning glory), 659 nucleotides long. RefSeq names its product kirola-like. The transcript is spliced from 2 exons. NCBI's taxonomy places the organism in Eukaryota, Viridiplantae, Streptophyta, Magnoliopsida, Solanales, Convolvulaceae. Bases 47 to 496 code for a protein of 149 amino acids. The record is from RefSeq and is a predicted model, not a curated record. Gene Ontology annotation, biological process: defense response.
GAGUUUCUCAUCACAACUAAGAAUAAAGUGAGCUGUUUGGUAUAAGAUGGGGCUAAAAGGGAAGCUAGUUGGGCAGGUGGAGAUCAGUUUCCAUGGAGAUUUAUAUCAUGAAAUCUUUAGGGAGAAACCCCAUCAUCUGCCCUCCAUGACCUCAGUCAUUCAUGCAGUUGAUGGCCAGUGGGGAACUCAGGGCUCUACCACCAUCUUUAAAUAUACACAAGAUGGAAAAACUGAAAUUGUGGAGCAUGUUAUGGACACCAUAGAUGAGGAGAAGAAAAUAUUGACAUAUAGGGCAAUAAAAGGCGACGUUUUGAAAUCCUAUAAGAGUUUCAUCUUAACAUGUCAAGUUGAAACUAAUGGUGAUGACAACUUUGUGACUUGGACUAUUGUGUAUGAAAAACUGAAGGAGGAAAUUCCUGAGCCGCUCACUUAUCUGGAAUUUUUUCUAAAAUUUACCAAAGAAAUAGAUGAUCACCAUGCCAAGCCGAAGCCAUGAAUAUGAAAUUAUAAUAAUAUAUUAAAAUAAUGGAGGCUUUGUGAUGUAUGAUGUAUCAGUGCCUCUAUAUUCCAAGUGUGUUAUGUAAAAUAAUGUAAGGAAUUAUUUCCUUGAUGUUCAUAAAUAAAAUGGUGUGGUAUUUUAUAAUGUUUAAUAAUUUUAA